AUCUUAAUGGUAUAUGUCACGGACAUUCUGGAGACUCCUACAAGUUUCAAGUUUCACAAUAAAGUGAACAACACCAAAAUCAUCCAUCCACCCACCAUUUCCAAUGUUGCUCCACCUGCUGGCGUGUGGUACAACUUCUGCAAGCUAAAACCACUCUCCCCUAAGGAAGCCUUUGAAGAAGACCUCUUGCUACAGUCCAUCGCUUGGCCUGACACUCCACCUUUACAAUCUCUUUCCCUGAGAAAGUCCAGUGACCCAGCCCACAGCACCUUCACCAUUCUCGGAAGGAUGGGAGAAGGACAGUGGCAAAUAGGGGAUAAGAUGGAGGUUAUUAUUAAAAUGUAUGAUUUCCAGGGCCGUCCAAAGAACUGUGGGGGAGACGUCAUAGUCGCUCGCCUACACAACCCAGCUCUUGGUGCAGGUGUAGCAGGGAAAGUAGUGGAUCAUCUCAAUGGCUCCUACUCUGCCGUAUUCUCUUUACUCUGGGAAGGAAGUGCACAGGUUGAGGUAAUACUGGUUCACCCCAGUGAGGCAGUCACAGUGCUGGGCAGACUCACCAGAGAACAGCCAGAUAGAGUUUUUUUCAAAAGCCAGUUCCGCUCAGGGAGGGUCAGUGAAACUACCACCUGUAAUGUAUGUUUGCGUCCAUCCCGGCAGCCUGUGUGCAACUACACUGAGCUGCAUACAGGUCAGCAGUGGUUCUGCUACAAGCCAGAGAAGCUCAGUUGUGAUGCCAGGAUCAGUCACUCCAGGGGGGGAUUUACACAAAACAUCACCGCCAUGGAGAACAAGCUGUUUCAAAGUGGUGUCAACUUAAAAGUCUCCAUCCAAGCUUCAGGACUUGCCAACAUCACUGUAUUGCAGCAAAAGAAAGGUAAAGUGAGUCUGGAGUCUGGUCCCUCUGGCUAUUACUACCAGGGUGUGUGGCGAGCUUUAGGUGGCACCACAGUUUGGCAGUUUAACACUUCCUCAGCCAUUACUCAGUGUCUGAGAGGAAAGGUGAUUAAAAUGUACGGAGACUCCACCAUCAGGCAGUGGUUUGAAUACUUUAAUGGAGCAAUAUCAGGUCUCAAGGAGUUUAACCUACAUAGCCCUAAGCAAACUGGACCUUUUAUUGCCCUGGACUACCCAAAUAACAUCUUCCUGAUGUACCGUUGCCAUGGUCCUCCUAUCCGGUUUAUGAAUGUCCCUAUCAGCGAGGUGCAUUAUAUUGCCAAUGAGCUAGACAAUGUGAUUGGAGGCAGCAACACAGUUGUAGUUCUUGGCAUUUGGUCACACUUCAGCACUUUCCCCAUUGAAGUCUACAUCCGACGGCUGCAGAGCAUCCGCAGUGCAGUGGUGCGCCUGUUGUCCAGGGCUCCAGAAACACUGGUUGUCAUUAGGACUGCAAAUCCCAAAGCUUUGAACCUCUAUGAGACACUUACUAAUAGUGACUGGUACUCACUGCAGAGGGACAAGGUGCUCAGGGCCAUGUUCAAAGGAUUGAAUGUCCAUCUGGUGGAUGCCUGGGAGAUGGUUGUGGCCUACAACCUGCCACACAGCCUCCACCCACAACCUCCCAUUAUCAAGAACAUGAUUAAUGUUCUCUUGUCCUAUAUAUGCCCUCAAAAGGGUGGCUAGAUUUAUUUUUUAACAGACCAGCCACGUAUGAGAUGGACUGCAUUUUAAAAAUCUUUUUAACAGGAAUUUGAGGUGGGAAAAAGAACCAAAGCAUGAUGGGAUACAACUAUCGAGAGUGGGGUUGGUACAUAAA
This is a messenger RNA of Oreochromis aureus, 1753 nucleotides long. Its product is annotated as NXPE family member 3-like. The coding region runs from base 7 to 1620 and encodes 537 amino acids. The record is from RefSeq and is a predicted model, not a curated record. Lineage: Eukaryota; Metazoa; Chordata; Actinopteri; Cichliformes; Cichlidae. The transcript is spliced from 6 exons.